AUGAUGACAUUUGAAGCCGCUAUAACGAUGAAAGAUUACGAUGUCUACAUCAACAGUUGUAACCUCCUUAUUCAGAGACAUAAUUUUACGAUAAUUGAUAACAAAGCCGUAACUGCUGUAGGCUUAAGUUUAAGGACUGCAAGUGUCUGCCGAAACAGGAAAUUCGAAACAAUGCGCGUUACGACACGAGCAAACCAAGUUGACUCCCUCAAGCUUGAAUGUUCGACGGAAAUGAAGGAGCGAAACUCAAUAUUUAUUCUUGCUGAUAAAGAUGCAACCACAAGGCUAAAUUAUGUUCUCUCGACUGAUGGGUCGACAAAAACAACUCAAAGUAUUUCAGCUCCGACCGAUUAUUAUUUUGAAAAAGUUUUCCAUAUUGUAUGGAAAGAUGAAAGCUACGUCUUUGGCGGAACAUUGGAUUAUUAUAAGAUUGCGAAAUUAAGCUGCUGCGAAUUCUCCGAGUUGUCAAUUCGACUCACCCUUGCAGCGGAUAACAAAUCAUCGGGAAUUGUUCAUAAGGGCGAUGCUGGGGUCUUAGUCUGUUUCUCUGAUGACACCAAGACUUGCGAGUUUUUCGACGGUGCUUCUGUUUCGACCUUCAGCGCGAUGACAAACGCCAAUCAUAAAAUAAAGGGUUCAUACAUUCUUCAAUUCGAUCUAACCUGGACUAACACUGCUUAUCAACAUCCAAUUGCUCGCCGAAGUCAUACAUGUAUGGAGGUCGAGAAUGGAGUUCUCGUUCUUGGAGGAAUAAAUUCAGACGGAAAUGAGCUUCAACGCAUCGAUUUGCUUAGAAAUGAUGCUUGGACAACAGUUGGUUCUCUUCAAUAUCGUCUGGAUGAAGGCAGUCGUGCUUUGUCAUUUGGCGCCUCAAUAUUCGCCAUCAGCGGUUUCAAAGAUUCAGAAGUCGGAACAGUAGAAAAACUUUCUUGGAAUGGAAGCGUCGUUACCAGCUCGGAACUUAUUCAUUCGUUUUCUACUUCGACAUGGUACAGCGCGCCCAUCGUAUUUAAAACAAACUCUGAUUUCUGCAGUUCUGUCUGA
Oikopleura dioica is the source of this 1044-nucleotide messenger RNA. The record is from the annotation of a GenBank genome assembly. Lineage: Eukaryota; Metazoa; Chordata; Appendicularia; Copelata; Oikopleuridae.